Molecule: messenger RNA, 2405 nt
Organism: Chinchilla lanigera (long-tailed chinchilla)
Lineage: Eukaryota; Metazoa; Chordata; Mammalia; Rodentia; Chinchillidae
Gene: Asic2
Product: acid sensing (proton gated) ion channel 2
Biological process (GO): sodium ion transmembrane transport
Cellular component (GO): membrane
Molecular function (GO): ligand-gated sodium channel activity
Source: RefSeq, a predicted model, not a curated record
GCUGCAGGGGCCGGGGGUCGCCCGCAGGGGGCGGCCGUCUCUGAGCCGCGCUAAACUGCACGGGCUGCGGCACAUGUGCGCCGGGCGCACGGCGGCGGGGGGCUCCUUCCAGCGGCGGGCGCUGUGGGUGCUGGCCUUCUGCACGUCUCUCGGCUUACUGCUGUCCUGGUCCUCGAACCGCCUGCUGUACUGGCUCAGCUUCCCGUCGCACACGCGAGUGCACCGCGAGUGGAGCCGCCAGCUGCCCUUCCCCGCCGUCACCGUGUGCAACAACAACCCGCUACGCUUUCCGCGCCUCUCCAAGGGGGACCUCUACUACGCUGGCCACUGGCUCGGGCUGCUGCUACCCAACCGCACGGCGCGCCCGCUGGUCAGCGAGCUGCUGCGGGGCGACGAGCCACGCCGCCAGUGGUUCCGCAAGCUGGCCGACUUCCGGCUCUUCCUGCCCCCGCGCCACUUCGAGGGCAUCAGCGCCGCCUUCAUGGACCGUCUGGGCCACCAGCUGGAGGACAUGCUGCUCUCCUGCAAGUACCGCGGCGAGCUCUGCGGCCCGCACAACUUCUCCUCUGUGUUUACAAAAUAUGGGAAGUGUUACAUGUUUAACUCAGGCGAGGAUGGCAAGCCUCUGCUCACCACGGUCAAGGGGGGGACGGGCAACGGGCUGGAGAUCAUGCUGGACAUUCAGCAAGAUGAGUACCUGCCCAUCUGGGGAGAGACAGAGGAAACGACGUUCGAAGCAGGAGUGAAAGUUCAGAUCCAUAGUCAGUCUGAGCCACCUUUCAUCCAGGAGUUGGGCUUUGGGGUGGCUCCAGGGUUCCAGACCUUUGUGGCCACACAGGAGCAGAGGCUCACAUACCUGCCCCCACCCUGGGGCGAGUGCCGAUCCUCAGAGAUGGGGCUCGACUUCUUUCCUGUUUACAGUAUCACCGCCUGUCGCAUUGACUGUGAGACCCGCUACAUUGUGGAGAACUGCAACUGCCGAAUGGUCCACAUGCCAGGGGAUGCCCCUUUCUGUACGCCAGAGCAGCACAAGGAGUGUGCAGAGCCUGCUCUAGGUCUGCUGGCGGAAAAGGACAGCAAUUACUGUCUCUGCAGGACGCCCUGCAACUUGACCCGCUACAACAAAGAGCUUUCCAUGGUGAAGAUCCCCAGCAAAACGUCAGCCAAGUACCUGGAGAAGAAAUUCAACAAAUCAGAAAAAUAUAUCUCAGAGAACAUCCUUGUUCUGGAUAUAUUUUUUGAAGCUCUCAAUUACGAGACAAUUGAGCAGAAGAAGGCGUAUGAAGUUGCUGCCUUACUUGGUGACAUCGGUGGUCAGAUGGGGUUGUUUAUUGGUGCUAGUAUCCUUACAAUACUAGAGCUCUUUGAUUACAUUUAUGAGCUGAUCAAAGAGAAGCUAUUAGACCUGCUUGGCAAAGAGGAGGAUGAAGGGAGCCACGAUGAGAAUGUGAGUACUUGCGACACGAUGCCAAACCACUCUGAAACCAUCAGCCACACUGUGAACGUGCCCCUGCAGACGGCCUUGGGCACCUUGGAGGAGAUUGCCUGCUGACACCCCUCAGGCUACCCAGCACCCUCCAAACAGACCUUAAGGCCCAAGACCCAGGACAGGGGACAGCAAGCUCAGGUGGAAUGGCCCCUGAUGACGGAAAGAAGCAAGAGCCCCCUAUGCACACAUUGCAAACUUCUACCAAACCUCGCUCCGGCCACGUCUGACAUGAAGCGUCCCUGGGCCCCGCUGUGCGUCCCUCGUAGGAGAGAUGAGUCACACUCUGGAACAGUCCCAGAACCAACCUGCCAUCACAUCUCACUGCCAGAUGUAUAAAGCACCUGCAUGCUCGGACUUCUUACAGCGCCACUCUCCAUCUGUCUUGUACAUGACGUUCCACCAUGUGGUUUCCAGCGUCCACUCUGGCCUCUGCAGUGGGACCAGAUUCCAACUCGUCUGUGAGGCCAGGCUGGAGUCAAAACUGCACAAUCAGGAGGGAAAUCACAGAACUCUACUAUGUUGAAUCCUUGUGUAGUUUGUGACGGUUCUUGAUCUGCCCACAAACCCCUUUCCCCCCCAAAACAGCCCAUGGGGAUCUGGUACUGAAGGUGCCCAGCACCAACCUCCCUUUGACCCCAGCACCUGUGGAGGCGACACAGUGGCCUGGGUGACCCCAGUAUCCAUCCAUGGCGCCACCUCAUUCUUCUCUCCCUGUGACACAGCUUGUACAGUCUGAUUCUUUUUUAUUGGGGGGACUUUUUUGUUUGUCUGUUGGAGAUUUGUUUUGUUUUGCUUUGUUUUGUCGUUUUUGGUUUUGAUGUUGAGGUUUGGUUUGGUUUUUUUUUUCCAUUUUCUUUGGAGUUUAUUUAUUCGUGCUUCAAAUCACAGUCAUAUUAAAAGCUGGUCUUGUGGAAAA